Messenger RNA from Cotesia congregata, 507 nucleotides. The record is from the annotation of a GenBank genome assembly. NCBI's taxonomy places the organism in Eukaryota, Metazoa, Arthropoda, Insecta, Hymenoptera, Braconidae.
ACUCUUAUUACUUUUUUGAUUGAUCAUUGGGCUACUCAAGAGAUGGCUCCAUUUAUCGGAGAUAUAAUAAUUAACUCAACAAAUAACCCCAAUGAACCAUAUGAAAAACGGUUCAAAAAUUACGACACAUCGAAUCUGCUACCAUGUAAAGCAGAAUUAAAACAACAAAUCCUUCGUACUCAAUACAUCACUAGCAUUUGGCAGAAUGCGCAUUUACGUUUCCCAAGUACUUUGGCACCAACUAGGAAUGGUUGGGACCUUCAAGAUGGGAAAUUUGAAUUUUAUUGGUUUGAAGGAGAUUGUAUGCCUUUAUCCAUUAUGGAUGCUUCAAAAGCAGAAAACAGAAACGAAAAACAAAAUACAAUGAUUUCAGAAGAUAUCGACGAAAUUACAGCUUACAGCAGAGCCGGACAUUGUUACGGCCAGCGUAACUACCCUUUAUUAUUAACAAAUAAUUUUAGGACUGUUAAAAUACACGCUAAGAAAAAUUAUAUUCAAGAUAAAUAA